GCUCGUUUAUUUCUGCAAACCCUAGCCCCCUCUCUUUCCCUAACUUUACAAGUAUCAACAGAGCAGCGAAAAUGCCGCCAAAGUUUGACCCAUCUCAGGUUGUCGACGUUUUCGUGAGGGUGACCGGCGGUGAAGUUGGUGCGGCCAGUUCACUUGCUCCCAAAAUCGGACCACUUGGUCUUUCUCCCAAGAAAAUCGGUGAAGACAUCGCCAAGGAGACAGCCAAGGACUGGAAGGGCCUCCGUGUCACCGUCAAGCUCACUGUCCAGAACCGUCAAGCCAAGGUCACCGUCGUGCCCUCAGCAGCGGCUUUGGUUAUCAAGGCGUUGAAGGAGCCGGAGAGAGACAGAAAGAAGACGAAGAACAUAAAGCAUAAUGGGAACAUCGCUCUUGAUGAUGUGAUUGAGAUUGCAAAGGUUAUGAGUUCGAGAUCAAUGGCUAAGGAUCUGAGUGGGACCGUGAAAGAGAUUUUGGGGACUUGUGUUUCAGUUGGGUGCACGGUCGAUGGGAAAGAUCCAAAGGAUUUGCAGCAGGAGAUUACUGAUGGUGAUGUUGUGAUUUCUGAAUGAUUGAGAAAUUGAUUUUUUUUUGUUUCGGAAAGAUCCCAUCUUAUGUUUUUUGUCUAAUUUUGUGGUAUCUGGAUGAUUAAGGAUGUCUUUUUAAGGUGACUUACAAUUCUAGUUGAGGGUAUUUUAUUUAUCUAUGUUUUUUGUUCA
Molecule: messenger RNA, 716 nt
Organism: Populus nigra (black poplar)
Lineage: Eukaryota; Viridiplantae; Streptophyta; Magnoliopsida; Malpighiales; Salicaceae
Product: large ribosomal subunit protein uL11-like
Exons: 1
Coding region: 72-569 (165 amino acids)
Biological process (GO): translation
Cellular component (GO): cytosolic large ribosomal subunit; ribosome
Molecular function (GO): structural constituent of ribosome; large ribosomal subunit rRNA binding
Source: RefSeq, a predicted model, not a curated record